AUGUCUUCGCGGGGUCCAUCUGGUCCUCCAUCUGGUCCUCAAUCUGGUUCUCCACCCGUCAGUGAUGGAGAUUCUUGGGGUACUGGUAGUGAUGCUGAGCAGACUUUCUGGGAUGAUGUUACAUUAGAGUUAGCUACCCAAACGGGUCAAGUCACCGAAGAAGUUAAGGAACUCUUGAGCACACAAGCUACACGGUUCACGUUCGAGACUCUCCUCAGCGCCAACAACGGCGUGGCAAUGAUCAUCAGGGAGAGACUAGAUAACGGGCAAGAGCGAAAGUUCGUACUUAAAGCAGCGGCAGGUAUUGGCUCCGAGCAUAGUAUUAGAAAUGAGGCCGCGUGGCUACACCGCCUUCGAUAUGCAGCACACGUCAGUACCCCUAUUUACCUGAGUAAUGAUCCACUUACACCCCUUAAAGUCCCUUACUUCCUAGCGGAGUAUGUCGCACACGGGACGCUCCGUCAAUUUCAAGAGAGGGCAAUGAGAGCUAACCAGAUUAUACCGAACCGAAUCAUGUGGUCUAUAUUUGCUUGCCUGAUACGAAGCUGUAUAGCAAUGGCUUACCAUCCUCCAGGCCCGCAUAUACAAUUAGAGGAUACGCAAGUCGGAGAGCCGUCGAGCCUCGCCCAUAAUGAUAUGCAUGGAGAUAAUUUUGUUUUUGGUAUGCUCGAAAGGACAAGACUAUUAUCUAUGGGCGGUACUAUGUAUCUCCACGAACACGCUCUUUUACCACCACUAAAACUGAUAGACUUCGGUCAAUCGUCAGAUUCUAUGACAGCAUAUCCUACGGAGGUAAAUGAGCAAUUGCUCCCAGAAUAUGACGAUCUAUUGGGGUUAGCAAACUACCGGCCAGAAACUGGGAGACGAAACCAAGGCAUUGAUCAAAAUCUACUAGAUAUAGGGCUUGUUAUGAUUCGAUUAUCAAACGCGCGGACGAGAGUUACUCUAGAAGAGGCGCGUCUCUGGAUACGACACCCCGGUAUUCGUCCUGACCUCGAUCCUGAUCUUCGACUCUUGAUCCAAAGGUGUCUUGCCGUUGAUCCUCUCAACAGACCCCGAUUGGAGGAAUUGAAUAUGAUUAUCAACAAUGGUUAUUUCGGUAAGACUGCGGAUCACUAUGGCGAAGCCGGACAAGGGAACGGACUUGAAUCUGAUGAGACGUUGAGACGUAUUGUGUCCGCGUAUAUCUUGGAUGCUGAUACCUCUUGA
Molecule: messenger RNA, 1209 nt
Organism: Annulohypoxylon truncatum
Lineage: Eukaryota; Fungi; Ascomycota; Sordariomycetes; Xylariales; Hypoxylaceae
Exons: 5
Coding region: 1-1209 (402 amino acids)
Biological process (GO): protein phosphorylation
Molecular function (GO): ATP binding; protein kinase activity
Source: RefSeq, a predicted model, not a curated record